Molecule: messenger RNA, 930 nt
Organism: Colias croceus (clouded yellow)
Lineage: Eukaryota; Metazoa; Arthropoda; Insecta; Lepidoptera; Pieridae
Exons: 1
Coding region: 13-909 (298 amino acids)
Molecular function (GO): zinc ion binding
Source: RefSeq, a predicted model, not a curated record
CAUUAACUAAACAUGGAUGAACAGAUUAACAACGAUUCCGAUGAUAACAAUGCAGCGACCUCACAAGAAAAUCAAUCGAGCCAAGAUUGUGAUAAUUCAUCAAUCAUUUCUAAAGAAUAUGUUACAAGAACAGUCGAUUUUACAUCUGUUGAACAGGAACAGGCAGCCCCAAUACUUUCGAAUAUUGCGCCUAAUAAAGAUGAAACUCCUAAUUGUAAAUCACCGAAAGCAAUGCCGUUGUUAAUAUUUAGUAGGCCAACAUCAUUUAUUUUGCAUAGCCCAACUUACCGUCCGAUUAAUUUAACUUCUCAGUCUCAAAUAUCAUUAUCUAAUCAACCACAAACCUUAUUUCUAAUGGCAUUAGCAAAAUUAAAUGAGAGUUCUAUAAGUUUAACACUGGCUAAUAACCUGCAUAUGAGUUUGCUAAACAAGCAGAAGGGAUGCUUGCCAGAACCAUCUCCUCCAGAUUCUUUAACUAGUGCACCACCUUCGUAUUCAUUUGUAUUACGUCAAAUGACGGCAAGACGGAGACCAAGGCUAAUGGGAACUUUUAUACCUUCACCAUCCUUCGUACAACAUAGUCCUCCACCCAAUUAUGCUGCUGCGUUUGAUAUAUACGUCGAUAAUGCUAUCCCUCCACCUACUACAAGGGUGUAUAACUUCGGCUUCACCCCUAUACCGGUUAUUUGCACUGAAUGUGGGUACACAGGCAUGACAAUGGUGAGGACUAGAAUAACUGUGUGUACACAUUUAUGUGCCUUCGCGUUGUGUCUUUUUUGUUGUUGGUUGUGUGCCCCACUUCCAUAUGUAUUACGUUCUUGCAAGGAUGUGUAUCAUUAUUGCAGAAAUUGUCGCAACUAUUUGGGAAUGUAUUGUCCUACUAACCCAGAAAAUAAUUAUACGCGAUAAAUUUAUCCGCCUUAAAUUUAA